UUUUCUCCAUUCAAGCUCGCUUCCUGAUCCUUAUCUACUCCAAUCGAUUGCAUGGAAGAAUCCCAUGCAAUUGUCGUAGGCUGGUCGGAGGCCCCAACGGAGCUCCGAAGAGAGCUUAUGAACGAGAUCCGCCAUUUGAUUCAUGUGGUCGUCAAGAGUCGGUUGGGCAGCUUUGUUGCUUCUGUUCAGCAGAGGAGAUGACUAGAUGAGGCUGUGACUGGUGGUGAGAUCUUGACGGAAGUGGAGCAGGGAGAUCAGGCCGCUUUGCCGGAGGUGAUGAGGUGGUGACUGCUGUGGUGAGAUGCCGAUGAACUCACGGAGAUGGAGCAAGGAUGAGGCAGAGGGAUGGCCCGGCGGGUGGGACGGGCUAGGAGUUUGGAGCGGGUCUGGCAGCUCUCUUAAAAAACUGGUUUUAAGAGAGUGCCACAUAAAGGGUCAGAUAAUUUUGAAGCAUGGUGAUUGUCCUUUGCUUGAAGAUUUAGAUCUCACAGACAGUCAUGGUUUCAGUUAUGUCCAUAUUUCUGAUCUUCUUCGGCUUCGCACUGUUGAAAUUGACAUGGAUAUUGCUAUUGAUGAAACUGCUGAUUACUUCUUUGUUGCAUCACAAAAUCUCAAAAAGAUUACAGACCAAGAGUUCCAUUCUCUUCUUUUGCAACUUCCACUUCUUGAGGAACUAUAUCUUUUUAAUUGCCAUGGCUUAAGAAGAAUAAAUAUUUCUGCAAGUCCACGUCUCAAGACUCUGCAGGUUUGCCCCGAUUUUGUUUAUAGCUCCCUUGAGAUGAUCGAAAUUGCAGCAUGGAGUCUGAAAAACUUCAUCUUCAUUGCUGAAGCACCUAAAUACUAUAAGAUCAAGGUAGCAGAUUGUUGUUGCGGUUUAAAGACGUUGGUGUUGUUGAGUGCAACGAUCACAAACAAUGCCUUUGAUGAACUUCUUUCCAAGUUUCCACAACUCGAAAAUCUUUGGAUCAUUGGAUGUGAAAAGUUGCAGCAAAUGAUUAAGAUACCAAGCCUUCAACUCAAGAGACUGCACACUACUAGAUGCUUUGAAUUGAAGGUUGUGGAGGUCUGUAGUCCAAAUUUAAGGGAGUUGCAUUAUACAGGAGAUGAGGCCCCAAUGUUUUUCCUUCAUACCUACCAAAAUGGUAAUUGGACGUUUGAGCGUGAUCAAACUCACAGUGGAUGGUGGUGCUCCAUGUUGCAGAACUUGUUAAAGGAAGUUGUAGAAUGUGUUGCUUCACUGUACCAGAAGUUGUUGCGGUUAAACAGGGCAUUGAGAUUCGAAGGAAAUGUAGUUUCAUGGUGCUUAUGCUCCAUAACCAUACACCGCCUACUCUACACUCAAACCUCCUUCAACUCUCCGGACUCGCUCUGCCUAUUCAUGUUGGUAACGGGGAACAUACUGAACCACAGUUUUGUAGAACCAAGAAGUUGUAAGACUGGUUUCAGAUGCAAAGCAAGGGACUCUAGGGGUGUGGCUAUUGAGAAGUGGAAACGAGACGGUGUUUACAUCGACAAGCAGGGCAAAUUGAGGACCUUUAAUCACAAAAAACUAUCUAGAAAACGAUGUGGUUCACUAAGAGGACAAGGAUGGAAAUAUGGGUCUGGGUUUGUGGAUGGAAUAUUCCCAGUGUUGAGCCCCAUUGCUCAGCAGAUACUGAAUUUUUUACAGAAGGAGGUGGAUCCCAAUAGAAUAUGGGGUUCUUUUGAUACUUUACCUUCCACUCAUGCUACAUGGGAUGAUCUUAUAAAUGUAGCAGUUCAGCUUCGCUUAAACAAAAAAUGGGAUGCAAUCAUGCUGAUUGGUGAAUGGAUAUUGUACAGAAGCUCCUUUCAGCCAGAUGUCAUCGGCUUCAAUUUGUUGAUAGAUGCUUAUGGGCAGAAAUCUCUUUACAAGAAGGCAGAAUCCACAUACCAGAAACUCCUUGAAGCUCGAUGCAUACCUACUGAAGAUACUUAUGCCCUUCUUUUGAAGGCCUACUGCACCUGUGGACUGCUACCCAAAGCUGAAGCUGUCUUUGCUGAAAUGCGAAAAUAUGGACUUCCUCCAAGUGCAGUUGUUUACACUGCUUAUAUUGACGGGUUAAUGAAGGGAGGUAAUCCUCAAAAAGCAAUAGAGGUCUUUCAGAGGAUGAAGAAGGAUUGCUGCCAACCUUCUACAGAAACUUACACAUUAAUGAUUAACUUAUAUGGGAAGGCAAGUAAAUCCUAUAUGUCACUGAAGUUAUUUGAUGAAAUGAGAAGUCAAAAGUGUAAACCUAAUAUCUGUACCUACACUGCUCUGGUGAAUGCAUUUGCUAGGGAAGGUCUUUGUGAGAAGGCAGAAGAAAUUUUUGAGCAGCUUCAAGAAGCUGGGCUGGAGCCUGAUGUAUAUGCAUACAAUGCCCUAAUGGAAGCUUACAGUCGUGCAGGUUAUCCUUAUGGAGCUGCAGAAAUAUUUUCACUCAUGCAGCACAUGGGAUGUGAACCUGACAGAGCUUCAUUUAAUAUUAUGGUAGAUGCAUAUGGUAGAGCUGGUCUACAUGAGGAUGCUGAAGCUGUGUUUGAAGAGAUGAAACGACUGGGAAUUACCCCAACAAUGAAAUCUCACAUGCUACUCUUGUCUGCUUACUCUAGGACUGGAAAUAUAGCUAAAUGUGAAGAUAUUGUAAACCAGAUGCAAAAUUCUGGGCUUCAACCAGACACCUUUGUCCUCAACAGUAUGCUGAACCUAUAUGGCCGGUUAGGUCAAUUUGAAAAGAUGGAGGAAGUUUUGAUUGCAAUGGAAAAGGGACCUUACACGGCUGAUAUCAGCACAUACAACAUCUUGAUCAACAUCUAUGGACGAGCAGGAUUCUUUGAGAGAAUGGAAGAGAUUUUCCAAUCACUUCCUGGCAAGAGUUUGAAGCCUGAUGUGGUGACCUGGACUUCACGGCUUGGAGCCUACUCCAGGAAGAAACUAUACAGAAGGUGCUUGGAAAUUUUUGAGGAAAUGAUUGAUGCAGGUUGUUAUCCGGAUGGAGGAACAGCCAAAGUACUUCUCUCAGCUUGUUCUAAUGAAGAUCAAAUCGAGCAGGUCACUACUGUUAUUAGGACAAUGCACAAGGAUAUGAAAACUGUUUUGCCAAUCUAAUGGAUACUUACUGUCAAAUAAAAUUCUAGGCUUUGCUAAGCCUAAAGCUUCCCCUCUGUCCAUGGAUAUUGCAAAAAGAUGGGGGAUUGAGGCAGUUGUAAAGAAUUGAGUACAGUAGAGUUUUACUGAGUUUUUAUUUGAUUGGCUGUAACAGCAAAUUGCUGCUCAUGUACAUUACAAUUACUGGAUAAACAAAGAUUUUACGUUUUU
Molecule: messenger RNA, 3319 nt
Organism: Rubroshorea leprosula
Lineage: Eukaryota; Viridiplantae; Streptophyta; Magnoliopsida; Malvales; Dipterocarpaceae
Source: the annotation of a GenBank genome assembly